Molecule: messenger RNA, 1272 nt
Organism: Geosmithia morbida
Lineage: Eukaryota; Fungi; Ascomycota; Sordariomycetes; Hypocreales; Bionectriaceae
Product: Inosine-uridine nucleoside N-ribohydrolase
Exons: 4
Coding region: 1-1272 (423 amino acids)
Biological process (GO): purine nucleoside catabolic process
Cellular component (GO): cytosol
Molecular function (GO): purine nucleosidase activity
Source: RefSeq, a predicted model, not a curated record
AUGGCGCCCAACAAGAUAAUCAUCGACACCGACCCCGAGCUCGAGGUUCUCAUGAUAUCGGUCACAUAUGGCAACGUGCCCUUGCAGAGCUGCCUCAAAAACACCGUGACCGUGUUCCACGUCCUCGAAAAGGAACUGGCCUGGAGAAGGUCGACGGGCAGGGCUGAAAAGUACGAGACCAUGAAGAAGUCCAAGCCCAUUGUUGCUGUCGGGCCUGCUCACCCUCUCGAUGUCGAGGAGCUCAAGGCCGACUACUUCCACGGUGCCGAUGGACUGCACAAUGUUCACAGCGUCCACCCCCACCUGUCUCCGGGCGACGAGACGUGGAAGACGCUGUUUGACUCGUCAAGCAACGACCCCGCCGACGUCAGCAGCCCGUCGCCGUACUUUACACCCUCCAAGGUGCCCUCACACAAGGAGAUCCUGCGCAUCCUAAGGGAGAAUCCGGUCGACACGGUCACCCUCGUGGCCGUGGGCCCGCUGACCAACAUGGCCCUCGCCGCCGCCGAGGACCCGGAGACUUUCGUCAAGGCCAAGGAGCUCCUGGUCAUGGGUGGCGCCGUCCACGUCCAGGGAAACUGCACCCCCGUGGCCGAGUUCAACUGCUACGCCGACUCCGUGGCCGCCGCCCGCGUGUACGCGCUGACGUCUUUCGUGCCCGAGGCCACCAUGCCGCCCGCAUCCUCGACCGCAGAGUCGUCCCUGGGUCCCUACCCUGCCAACCUGAGCCGGCAGCUGAAGCUAACCCUGUUCCCCCUGGACAUCACCACCCCGCACUCCAUCAGCAAGGAGUACUUCACCGGCAAGAUUCAGCCCUACAUCGACGCAGGGAGCCCUCUCGCCACGUGGACCUCGCACUUCAUCCAGGGCGCCUUCAAGAAGAUCGAGGACAUCAUCGACCCGGACAUCAAGGACCCCGACCUGUCCCUCUCCCUUCACGACCCCCUGACCGUCUGGUACGCCUUGUCGUCGCCCACCAGCGACGCCUGGAAGGUCCCCGAGACCCCCGAGGACAUCCGCGUCGAGACCACGGGCCAGUGGACGCACGGCAUGCACAUCAUCGAUAAACGCGGUAAGAAGAAGCCUGCCGCCGCCGCCGCCGCCGCCUCCAAGGAUCCCAAGACCGACCCUGCCGUCCUGGCCGUCGACGAUGUUCCCGGCGACGACUACGCCUGGCUCAGCGUGCGUAAAGGUAACCGUAUCAACCGUCUCAUCGCAUCGCCUGGUGCCGAUAUCUUCAAGGAGGUGUGGAUGGAGAAGGUGUUUGGUUAG